Actinia tenebrosa (Australian red waratah sea anemone) is the source of this 1166-nucleotide messenger RNA. Its product is annotated as ryncolin-1. The record is from RefSeq and is a predicted model, not a curated record. NCBI's taxonomy places the organism in Eukaryota, Metazoa, Cnidaria, Anthozoa, Actiniaria, Actiniidae.
UGCGCUCUUUCUUCCGCUGCGUUUUACUUAUCCCUGCACAGCUUCUUGUGUUUUGAUUGUGUUCACACCUAGACCGAUCGAAAAUGAAAGUCUUGAAUCUGUUUAUGAUCUUAAUCGGAGUAUUCCUGAUCACCGAAGGAAAACAAGUCUCCAAAGUCCUAAAAGAUGGUAAUGUGUAUUACAAUGGCAAUGUGUAUUUCGGAAGUGCAGCUCACUCAAAACAGUUUUUGGAUAUCCUGAAGAGCUUAGACAAGAAGCUGAAUAAAAUCAUGGACAAGUUGAGGACAUCUUCCAAUGAAAUGGCGCCAAAAAAUUGUGCUGAAGUUCUUAAAAGAGGUAAAAACAAAAGUGGGAUUUACACAGUCGAUCCUGAUGGCAAAGGGCGUUUCAAGGUUUUCUGUGACCAGAAGACGAGUGGAGGUGGAUGGACAGUCUUCCAAAAGAGACAAGACGGUUCAGUCGACUUCUAUCGAGGUUGGGCUGACUAUAAGAACGGUUUUGGUAACCUGAAAGGCGAGUUCUGGUUGGGACUGGAUAAAAUCAACCGGUUGACCCACCAGACUCGUAACCGUCUUCGUGUUGACCUACAAGACACCAAGGGGAACAGCGCGUAUGCUGAGUACAACUACUUUGCUGUGACCAGUGAAAGAAACAAGUACAAGCUGAGUCUUGGAACUUAUUCAGGUACUGCUGGUGACUCGUUGUCACGUAAUCGCGGCAUGGCCUUCUCCACCAAAGAUCGUGACAAUGAUGUCAGCGCUGGAAAAUGUGCAGUGUUAUACAAAGGUGCCUGGUGGUACGAAAGUUGUCACAACUCUAACCUGAACGGCCUGUACCAUCACGGAAAGCACAAGUCUUUUGCUGAUGGAGUCAACUGGAAACAUUGGAAAGGCUACUACUACUCUGUCAAGAGAGCAGAAAUGAAGAUACGACCCGUAUAAGAAAAAAAGUCGUCACCAAAAACAGAACGACACGAUUCACUGGCCGGACAAUUCCAUGAUCUAAUUUGCUAUUAGUUUUAACGCAAGGAUGUUAAAUAUUCACUUGAACACAGGUUAUAAAAGCGUGUUAUAUUAUUGUAAUCUAUGUAAGUUGUAAUAAGAGGAUAUAUAAGAAUCCUUUAAAAUUUAAAUAAUGAAGGGGUAAUAAAAGUUGGAAGCAUGAAA